AAACAAAAGCAUAAACAACAACACUCUGCUCCUGCCUUGGCCUCUGCCUCUAGAUUGUUCGGUUCACUCGGCAACUUGUAAAAACCUUGCUUCAAAUUCAAAACAAAAAAAAUGGUGGUUCCUGAAGGCUGUGGGGAUGAUGGUGGUAGGUCUCGUCUGCCAGUGUCAUCAGCAAUCCAGUUGCCAAAACCCAGCACUGGUUUAGAAGAAGCAGAGAAUGAGUUGAAUAAAGCCACAGAAGAAGUGGCUCCGGCGAAGGAAGAGCAAAAGGCAGUGACUUUCGAAGGUGGUAAUUGUGAUCGGUCGUCUUCUUCGUCUUCAUCCCCUGCUUUGCCAAAACCAGCCAAGGAACUGUUCCGUAUUAAAGAAGAAAACACAGAUGAUGUUGAUGUUGAUGGGGGAGAUGAUGGCAACUUUAAUGGUGGUGAUGGUGGUAUUUUUGGGUCAUUUUCUUCUUCAUCCAUGGCGUUGCCUAAACCCAUGGAGGGUUUGCACAAGGCUGGACCACCACCCUUCUUGAAGAAGACUUUUCAAAUGGUGGAUGACCCAGAAACCAAUUCGGUUGUUUCAUGGAGUGCAGCUGCUCAGAGCUUCAUUGUUUGGGACUCUUACGAGUUCUCCAGGACUCUCUUGCCCAAAUACUUCAAGCACAACAAUUUCUCAAGCUUCAUCCGCCAACUCAACACUUACGGCUUCAAGAAGGUUGAUCCGGACCGGUGGGAGUUUGCAAAUGAAGGGUUUCAGGGAGGGAAGAAGCACUUGCUGAAGAACAUCAAGAGAAGAAUCAGAUAUAACAAGCAGCCAACUGUAGGCUCUGUUGAUUCAACCAAAACUGGGUUAGAAGCCGAAAUUGAAAGUUUAAAGAAAGACCAAGACUUUUUGAAAUUGGAAAUCAUGAAUCUCAGACAACAACAAAAGUACUCACAGCAUCAACUGACCGCUGUUGAACAACGAAUUCGAAAUUCGGAGUGUAAGAACCAAAGGAUGCUCUUUUUCCUCACCAAAACAGGCACAAAUCCCACCAUUGUCCAGCAGCUAAUGCAGAAGAGAGUGAUAAAGAGAGAGCUGGAUGGGAGUGAUCUACGCAAGAGAAGGACAUUGCCUUCAGUCCAAGUCCUUGAAAGCCUGCGUGAUUGGAUUGAUACCAGCCUCAGUGUGGAUUGUAGAAGCCAACAUGAGGAAGAACUGGGGCCCAUGCUGUCUGUGCAUGCUGAACAAGUGGCAGAGGCAAAGGUUGCCAAACAAAAUGAAACCCCAUUGCCAGCUCCCAUGGUUGAUAAAUCAGGCAAUGCAGUUCAAGAUCUUAAGCUCCAUGUGAUGGCCGGAACCGGCACGGAAGACAUGCCCACUGCUUAUCAUGGCAUGUCUGAGAAUUUCCUGGAGGAAAAUGUAGUCUUUGAUGAUGAUGAAUUUGAAGUCGAUGACUCUAAUUUUUAUCAAGAAUUGGAGGAUUUGAUUGGCAAGCCACAUGAUUGGAGUGGUUAUGUAAGUCACUGCCUGAUGGAGCAAGCUGGGGCAAUUGGGGCCAUGCCUUGAUUUCACAGUUGCAGAGACCUGAGAAUGAAGAUGCAACAGCAGAUGAAUGAAGAACUCCUUAGCCUAUGGGGUAAUCUAGUGUAGUUGUCCAUGUAACUUUCUGUGUACUUUUCUGCCCUAAACCCUUGUCUUUUUAUACCUAAAUUGUAAAUAUCUCUUCCUCUCUGCUGCUCAACUGAUACUGCUGCACAGCUUGGUUUAGCAGAUGAA
Prunus avium (sweet cherry) is the source of this 1746-nucleotide messenger RNA. RefSeq names its product heat stress transcription factor A-2-like. Gene Ontology annotation, molecular function: RNA polymerase II cis-regulatory region sequence-specific DNA binding; DNA-binding transcription factor activity. The record is from RefSeq and is a predicted model, not a curated record. Gene Ontology annotation, cellular component: nucleus. Gene Ontology annotation, biological process: regulation of transcription by RNA polymerase II; cellular response to heat. NCBI's taxonomy places the organism in Eukaryota, Viridiplantae, Streptophyta, Magnoliopsida, Rosales, Rosaceae.